UGUUUUCUGGCGGGAUCCAGGCAGUGAGAUGGCCGAGACAGCUCCUUCCCCGGCGCCUCCGCCGGCAGAAACCUCUUCCAAGAAGAAACAGCCGAAGAAGCCGGCAGCUGCAAAAAGCCGUCCUGUGAAGUCCGGUCCCAGUGUCUCCGAGCUGAUUGUGAAAGCGGUCUCUGCGUCCAAGGAGCGCAGCGGAGUGUCUCUCGCAGCUCUUAAAAAAGCACUCGCUGCUGGCGGCUACGACGUAGAAAAGAAUAACAGCCGCCUGAAGCUCGCUCUCAAGGGUCUGGUGUCUAAAGAGACCCUGAUCCAGCUGAAAGGAAGCGGUGCCUCUGGCUCUUUCAAGCUGAACAAGAAGCAGCUGGAGAGCAGAGAGAAGACAUCAAAGAAGAAGGAAAUUCCCGUAAAGCCUAAAAAAGUAGCCUCUAAGAAGGUUGUGAAGUCGCCCAAGAAAGCCCCUGCAGGAGUGAAGAAAAGCCCGAAAAAGAUCAAGAAACCGUCGGCCGCUGCCAAGAGUCCCAAGAAGCCUAAGGUUGUUAAAGCGAAGAAAGCUGGCAAGAGCCCAGCUAAGAAGGCCACAAAGCCCAAGGCAGCCAAAAGCCCCGCUAAGCCCAAGGCUGCCAAAAGCCCCGCUAAACCCAAGGCUAAAAAGGCAGCCCCCAGAAAGUGAGAAGGGGGGGCGUGGGUUUUGGAGCGCCUCUGGUGUGUGCUUUCCCACUUAAUUCCUCACACAAAAGGUUCUUUUCAGAACCAUCA
This is a messenger RNA of Spea bombifrons (plains spadefoot toad), 753 nucleotides long. Its product is annotated as histone H1B-like. The transcript has a single exon. Gene Ontology annotation, cellular component: nucleosome. Lineage: Eukaryota; Metazoa; Chordata; Amphibia; Anura; Pelobatidae. The record is from RefSeq and is a predicted model, not a curated record. Bases 29 to 667 code for a protein of 212 amino acids. Gene Ontology annotation, molecular function: structural constituent of chromatin; DNA binding. Gene Ontology annotation, biological process: nucleosome assembly.